Molecule: messenger RNA, 4866 nt
Organism: Rhineura floridana
Lineage: Eukaryota; Metazoa; Chordata; Lepidosauria; Squamata; Rhineuridae
Gene: SEC23IP
Product: SEC23 interacting protein
Exons: 19
Coding region: 66-3110 (1014 amino acids)
Biological process (GO): endoplasmic reticulum to Golgi vesicle-mediated transport
Cellular component (GO): COPII-coated ER to Golgi transport vesicle
Molecular function (GO): metal ion binding; protein binding
Source: RefSeq, a predicted model, not a curated record
CGGAAGGGGCAGGGCCAGUUGUGAGAGGAACAGAGAGAGCCUUGAGACGUGGAAGUGCUACAGUCAUGGCUACCCCGAAAGCCUCUGUGGCCGGUAGCGUCUCCUCGGCUGGUAGCGGCACUAACUUGCUUUUCUCUUCGUCGGCUACCGAAUUCAAUUUCACUGUUCCCUUCAUCCCAGUAAGCCAAGCCCCUGCUGCUGCUGCUGCUGCUGCAGCCACCUCGGGGCCUGGUCUCCUGCCCGCAGAUGAUACCACUGAUGUUGGUGAAGAAGACAGUUUCCUUGGCCAGACUUCUGCAAAUCCUAAUCUCCCACCAACUUUCAGUUAUUUCUCCCAGGUUCCAAGCAGUGGUGAUCCCUUUGGAAGCAUUGGGCAACCGCCCUUAGGAGCAACAUCCCCAUCCCAAGCUGAAAAAUCUGUUUUCGCUAAGUCUCCAGUUUCUCUUCCACUUCUGCCUGGAUCACAAGAUUGUCCAAAUGCUUUCUCAGCUCCUCUUUCCAAAUCACAGCCUUUUAAUACACCACCCACUUCAGGAAUCGCCUCAUAUCAAACCCCCCAGCAGACUGAUCCUCCACCAACUAGCUUUUCAACGCCACCUCAUGGCAUAUCACAGCAAGGCUACAAUCCGUAUCGUCAUACUACGUUAAGCAGUAGAGCCAAUCCUUACAUCACUCCACCACAACUUCAACAGAUACAAACACCCACCCAGAGUGGCCAGGCUCCUUCCUCUGUACCACCCACACACAUGUAUCCAACUCCUCCGGGGCCACUGCCACCAUUUUCUUCACCUCAGUCAGCAUUGUUACCUCAGGCCUCCAUGUCAGCAGGCGCGCUGGUGAAGGCACCUCCUGUCUUGUUACAUAACCAGUAUGAGCCAGUUCAGCCCCAUUGGUUUUACUGCAAGGAGGUUGAAAGCAAGGAGCUAUGGAUGCCAUUCAGUGUCCUAGAUUCCACAACUCUAGAGGAAGUUUAUAACUCUGUGCAACCUGAUCCAGAGAAUGUGGUCUUGAGUACUGAUGGAGGACGUUAUGAUGUUUACCUGUAUGAUCGAGUGAGGAAAGCUGUGUAUUGGGAAGAAAAACAGUCUGAAGUGAGACGAUGUACUUGGUUUUAUAAGGGAGAUAAAGACAGCAGGUUCGUUCCUUAUACAGAGGAUUUCAGUGAAAAGCUAGAGGCAGAGUAUAAGAAAGCUGUUACCACAAAUCAGUGGCAUCGACGACUGGAAUUUCCAGGUGGAGAAACUAUUGUUAUGCAUAAUCCUAAGGUUAUAGUUCAGUUCCAGCCUUCUGCAAUACCAGAUGAAUGGGGUACCACACAAGAUGGUCAGACCAGACCAAGGGUGGUAAAACGUGGGAUUGAUGAUGAUCAUGAGGAGAUUCCAGAUGGUGAGGUGUCUGAAAUUGAUCAUUUGGUAUUCAUGGUCCAUGGCAUUGGCCCUGUCUGUGAUCUGCGAUUUAGAAGCAUUGUUGAAUGUGUCGAUGAUUUUCGGACUGUGUCCCUGAAAUUGUUGCAGACACAUUUUAGAAAGUCAGUAGAAGAACUUAAAGUGAGCAGGGUCGAGUUCCUACCCGUUCAUUGGCAUAGUGCUCUGCAUGGAGAUGCAACAGAGGUGGAUAGGAAUAUUAAAAAAAUAACUUUACCAACCAUUGGACGUCUGCGUCACUUCACAAAUGAGACACUACUUGAUAUACUGUUUUACAAUAGCCCCACCUACUGUCAAACAAUUGUGGAUAAAGUAGGAUUGGAGAUGAACCGUCUAUAUGCACUUUUCAUGAGCAGAAACCCUGACUUUAAAGGAGGAAUCUCCGUUGCUGGUCAUAGUUUGGGUUCCUUAAUAUUAUUUGACAUACUGUCCAACCAAAAGGACUGGACUUCCACAGUUAAUUCUGUGACUCCUGUUGCUGCCAAUGGUGUUGUGAAGGAUGUGGUUGAAUGUGAUCAGCAGAUGACAGUGGAGUCUAAUUCUGCUGGUUCCUUGCAUUCUCCUUCCAAUGAUGAGCUUGAUGUGGAGGAUGAUAUCCCAACCUUGCAGAGAACUCUGGAAAUGCUUAGCUUGUCUGAGUACAUUAGCACGUUUGAAAAGGAGAAGAUUGAUACAGAAUCACUGCUGAUGUGUACGAUUGAUGACCUGAAGGAAAUGGGAAUACCUCUUGGGCCACGAAAGAAGAUAGCAAACUUUGUAAAAGACAGAGCAGUCAAACAGGAACGGAGAAAAGCAGCACUGGAAAAAAAGGCAGCAGCGGAUGCCUUGAUACGGAAUCAGGAAGAAGCUGCUCAGGCAGCAAAGAAGGUGGCCAGUUUUACUGCAUCUUCAGAAUCUGGUAUGCUCCAAGAUCAAUUCAAGAGAAAACUUCCAGUUGGAGCUUCAGUUUCAUCUGCACAUAUAGACUAUGAAUAUUUUGAAGUGGGUACUGGUCAGGUGUCUGUGGUAUACAGUGCACUCGACUUUGAGCCAGAAAAAUUCUUUGCUCUGGGUUCUCCAAUUGGUGUAUUUCUUACUGUAAGAGGAGUGGAAAAAAUCGAUGAAAACUACAGGCUCCCCACUUGCAAGGGAUUUUUCAACAUUUAUCAUCCGCUAGAUCCAGUGGCUUAUAGGCUAGAACCUAUGAUUAUUCCUGAUUUGGACACAAAACCAGUUCUUAUUCCACAUCACAAAGGCAGAAAAAGACUUCACCUUGAAUUGAAAGAUUCUCUUUCUCGGAUGGGAUCAGACCUGAAGCAGGGUUUUAUUAGCUCGUUGAAAAGUGCUUGGCAAACCCUUAAUGAAUUUGCACGUGCUCAUACUUCCUCCAUUCAACUCCAGGCAGAAUUGGAGAAAGUGGCUCAUCAGAUUAAAGAGGAAGAAGAAAAAGAUGAGGUAGAAGCAGAAAAGAUAGCUGAAAGUCCAGAUCUUUCGAAAGAUGAAGACAUGACUAUAAAAGUUGGUUUGCUAAAUGGAGGACGCCGCAUUGAUUAUGUACUGCAAGAAAAACCCAUAGAAAGUUUCAAUGAAUAUUUGUUUGCCCUACAGAGUCAUUUGUGCUACUGGGAAUCGGAAGACACUGCUUUGCUUCUCCUAAAAGAAAUAUAUAGGACUAUGAAUGUUUAUCCUGAACAGCCACAACAUUGAUGUAAGGAUACCCAUCAUUCAGAAUUUCAUUUCUGAUCGUUCUUCUGGCUUGCCAACAACCUUUUGAAGAGGCAUCACCAAUUCCAUAGUCACAGAUGGCAGAAGUGGUUUCAAUCUACAACCUUCAAAUUCUGUACUCCUUUUUAUUUUAAAUUAACUGGGGUGGAGGAAAAGAAAAUCAAGCCUGCACUUCAGAGUACACAUACCUUUUUACCAGCCGUGAAUCAUUUCUGGAGUAGUUGCCAAACAUAAAUGACCCUUCAAGAAAUGUGUGGCAUGCAAAUUAAAUCUUUCUAAUCUGUCUUGGUCAAUAGAUUUAUCAAAUUCGUGUUUUCUACAAGGGCUGUUUUUUUAAACAAAAACAACAUUGUUGGUAAACAGCAAUAACAACUUUUCAUUUAAUAAAACAACCAUUUCUCCCAUUUCUUUAAGAAAUGUGAACUUAACUUCAGACUACUUUACUGCAAAUCUACAUAAAACCAUUUGUAUUUGCUGAAAUAGAGCAAUUUCUUACACCUGGUAAGCCUACUAUUAAGAUUUUAUAACAAAAAGUCUCCUGAGCCUCUUGGGAGUUUUUUUUUUUUAAGCUUGUGAUAUGAACUUUAACUCUCUAUAUUGUAGAAAGCUGCUCCAAACUGGUUCAUCACUUGUACAUCUUGCUCUGUGUGUUAGUCUACAGAGGGAGGGAGUAGAAAAGGAUGAGCCAAAUAAAAUAAUCUGUUGGACACUGGCAAUCAGGCUGUGGCUUGAAGACUGGAUUUGCAGAAAUCAAAUAUGUUUAUGGCCCUGCAACAGAAGAUGAGUGUUUUGAGGGUUAGAUUCAGAGGGUGUCUUGGCCUUUUCAAAAACACUCCCGCUUUGACCUAGUGAAACAUGUGAUGGUUAAAUGGAGAAGCUUCUAAACACUGGACUUCUGUUGCUUCUUUGCUGCUGCUUCUCUUUUUUUCUGCAUAGUUCAAUUGUUCACUAAAAUGAAAUUGUGACAGUUUAUAUUUGCUGGUCUUCUACAUAGUGGAUUGUCAUGGAUAAAUAGCUUUUUUGAAGAAAAAGUAUGGGUUUUUGAUGGUGUAUCCACAUACUUUUUUAUAUAAACUUCGUUGCAGCAUUGGUCUUGAAGAAUGAGGUACAAAAUAGACAAGGUGGUGCUGUAACUGUUUGGAUCAGCUUCUGCCUACUGUAAAGUCUCUGCAGUUUAAAAACUUGCAUAUUGUUAGAUUAAGAGAACUUGUUUCAUUGCAGUAUAUUAACCUUUAGCUAUUUUAUAACUCUUUAUAAAUAUAAUAUUGUGACUAAUAUUAAAAGAUACAGUGAUACCAGCAAAUGUUUAUGCUUUUCCCCUGCUGUGAUUGUUCCUGUAUCUGAGAAAGCAACAGGAUGUUUUCUGUGUUUUUUCCCCCUCGUCCUGAAUAUUUGGUGCUCCAUUCAUCACAAUGAAAUUUUCCUUCAGUCAUUUGUUAAACCAGAACAAAUUUCUAUGAGAGGAAUGCAGGAUGAAGCACCUUCUUGUCAGAUAGCAUAACAAGUGGAAAAGCCCUUCAAUAAAUCCUGGAUUAAAGUUGUCUCUGAACAGGUUUCAGAACUGUACAUUUGGUAUUCAGAAUGUGUUCUCAGUCGUCCUGGAUAAAAUACCAAAGAAUGAAAGAUGAACAAAGGUUUUCAAGAAAAGACAACAGUAUUGAGUGUGUGGAGUAUACUGAAGUGAAAUUUGUAAAGGCAGACAAAAUAAAUGUAAUGUUAGCAAAUAUGAAAAAGACAA